Molecule: messenger RNA, 3755 nt
Organism: Pyrgilauda ruficollis (rufous-necked snowfinch)
Lineage: Eukaryota; Metazoa; Chordata; Aves; Passeriformes; Passeridae
Gene: PPP1R21
Product: protein phosphatase 1 regulatory subunit 21
Exons: 23
Coding region: 302-2500 (732 amino acids)
Cellular component (GO): membrane; early endosome
Source: RefSeq, a predicted model, not a curated record
GCGCCCGAGUCCGGCCGAGCCGAGCCGAGCCGAGCCGGCGGGGCGGAGAUGGCGGCGGCGGAGCUGCAGGGGAAGUACCAGAAGCUGGCCCAGGAGUACUCCAAGCUGGACUCACACAUGUCAAAUGAAUACAAACUGCCUUUGAAGAAGCCAGGAUUCAAGCAAUUUUCAAGGAGUGGGAAGAUGGAACUGUCAGUAUCCUCAUUGCCGCAGGGUAGAGCUUCGUGCUCAGAACCAAGUCCUGAAAAAGGGAGUUGUAGAUGAGCAAGCAAACUCUGCCUCGCUGAAGGAACAACUGAAGAUGAAGGAUCAGUCACUGAGGAAACUGCAACAAGAAAUGGACAGCUUGACCUUUCGAAAUCAGCAACUUGCCAAGCGGGUGGAGCUACUUCAAGAUGAACUUGCAUUAAGUGAAGCUCGGGGCAAAAAGAACAAGAAAAGUGUGGAAUCCUCAUCUCAGCUGAGUCAAGAACAGAAAAGUGUCUUCAAUGAAGAUCUUCAGAAGAAAAUAGAAGAAAAUGAACGACUGCAUAUACUUUUCUUUGAAGCAGAUGAGCAGCACAAACGUUUGGAAGCAGAGCUGAGGAGCAGACUGGAGGUUUUGGAAACAGAUGCUGCCCAGCACCAAGCUGUGGUGGACAGCUUAACAAAGAAAUACACGGAGACCAUAGAAAAGCUGCAGAACGAUAAAGCCAAACUAGAAAUCAAGUCUCAGACACUAGAAAGAGAAGCUAAGGACUGUAGGCUUCGAACUGAAGAAUGCCAGCAACAGCUAAAGAAUCUUCAAGCAGCUUUGGGCAGUAGACUGGAAGAAUCUCUAUGCAUAAUUAAUGAAAAAGUACCUUUUAAUGACACAAGAUCAGCUCGAUACAAUGCUCUGAAUGUACCAUUGCACAACAGAAGGAAUCAGCUGAAGCUGCGAGACCUUGCUGGCCAGGCCGUGGCUUUUAUCCAAGAACUUGUAACAGCUCUCCUGAACUUCCACACAUACACUGAGCAGAAGGUACAGAUCUUCCCCAUUGAUUCUGCAACAGACACAAUAUCACCCUUGAAUCAGAAGUUCUCACAGUAUCUCCAUGAAAACGCUUCCUAUGUUCGCCCUCUGGAGGAAGGAAUGCUGCACUUGUUUGAGAGCAUCACGGAGGAUACUGUGACAGUCCUGGAAACAACGGUGAAAUUGAAGGCCUUCUCAGAACAUUUAGGUUCCUACUUAGGCUUUUUAAGAAAGAUUCUCCCUUAUCAGUUAAAAAGUUUGGAAGAAGAGUGUGAGUCUUCUCUUUGCACAGCUGCUUUAAGAGCUAGAAAUAUGGAGCUGCACAGAGACAUGAAAAGGUUGACUGCAGUCUUUGAGAAGCUCCACACGUACGUCAGUCUUCUGGCCUUACCAAGUACAAGACCAGAAGGACUCCUUAGGACAAAUUACAACUUUGUGUUUACAAACAUCGCUGCAAGUCUUCAUGGAUUCCAUGACAUUUUAAAAGAUAUUUCCAAGCACUAUAGUCAGAAAGCUGCUUUAGAACAGGAAGUUCCAACUGCCACACAGAAACUCAUAACUACAAAUGACUGUAUUUUAUCCUCUGUUGCUGCUUUAACAAAUGGAGCAGGCAAGAUGGCCUCGUUCUUCAGCAACAACUUGGAUCACUUCAGCGCCUCGUUGAGCUAUGGCCCCAAGGGAGGAGCAGAGUUCAUCAGCCCUCUCUCAGCUGAGUGCAUGCUGCAGUACAAGAAGAAGGCAGCUGCUUAUGUGAAGUCCUUGAAGAAGCCUUGUGCAGAUUCAGUGCCUUAUGAAGAGGCUUUAGCCAAUCGCAGAGUUCUACUGAGUUCUACAGAAAGCAGGGAAGGUCUUGCACAACAGGUCCAGCAGAGUUUGGAGAAAAUUGCAAAACUUGAACAAGAAAAAGAACACUGGAUGUUGGAGGCUCAGCUGGCUAAAAUUAAGCUGGAGAAAGAAAACCAAAAACUGAAGAACUCUCUUAGUGGACAUUUAACUGAAACUAUCCAGGAGCAUUCAGUUCUGCCAAAUAUAGCAGAACAAAAGAAGGAAACCACAGAAAAGAGUCUGAGGGAACCUAUUAAGAGCACCAGUCUGAUUGGAAUGUUGACUGUAACUACUGAUAAUGAAAAGGCUCCAGAUGCUGAGUCUCGUGAAGACCUGAUAAAAACUCACUACAUGGCCAGGAUAGCAGAGCUGACCUCUCACCUGCAGCUUGCCGACAGCAAAUCAGUGCACUUCCAUGCUGAGUGUCGAGCACUUGCCAAAAGACUUUCUCUGGCAGAGAAGUCCAAGGAAUCGCUCACGGAAGAGUUGAAGCUCGCCAGUCAAAACAUCACCAGAUUGCAGGACGAAUUGAUGACGACAAAGAGGAGCUACGAGGACCAGUUAAGCAUGAUGAGUGACCACCUGUGCAGCAUGAAUGAAACCUUGACAAAGCAAAGGGAAGAGAUUGAUACACUAAAGAUGACCAGUAAGGGGAAUUCUAAAAAGAACAAAAAUCGAUAGUUUACAGCUGAGUCUUGGGAAGCUGCUGCUGCACAGGAUGCAGAUAGUGACCAUUCUUUAUCCAGUUCCUGUUUGUUCCAGGAAGCUGAGGCUGGUUUUGGGUCUAGUAAAAACUGAAUUGGUACUGUAAAUGGCUUAAAAAUAUUUAGAACUUGUAACAGAUAAAACAACUUAAUGUUGGCUCUAAACGAGGAAAUACACACUCUGUGGAUAAUUUAUAUAGUAAUUACCUUCAGUUUUUACUGUGCACUUUUUAAAACCAGGUUUUGAUUUCAUGUAACAACUUCAGAUUUUGUAUAUUUUCAAAUAUGUUUCUGCAUUAACAGAUUUGGAUCAGUGCAGUAGGUGUCUAUUUUUGAGUUCUGCGUUUAAUGGUCAGCACAUGGACAUUCCAUUACUUGUUAAUAACAGUUUAAAAAUGAGUUUGGAGACUUUUUUUGGCCAUGCAAGCUGUGCAGUUACUGUAAAUGUACUACUCCUGUUCUCAACCCUCUAGAAUUAAUUGGAACUGUGGCUUGAAAUGAUUUUUACAAAUUCACCAAAUACAUGGGAUCAUUGUUAGACUGCAACAGUGGAAACCUUUCCUGCUUGUAUUUGGCACUUUGGAUUUUGAGGUAAGGAGCACAAAUGGCUGAAUUGGGUUACUUCAGUGAAAUUGCUUUAAGCCAUUUCUGUAACCUUUUGUUUACACAUGUAUGUAAAUAUAUAUUGUUUGAAAUAGCUGUUUAAGGCUAGAGGAAACUGUGAUUGUCAUUUGCCCUAAAAGAGUGAAACAGUGUGUGUAGAAUAGAUCAGCUUACUGUGCUCUCUUACAGUAAAGAAGAAUAUGAAAUGUGUAGAAGAUUUAAGCACUGAAUUUGCAAAAGGUCUUCAUGGAAUUGAGUUGUGAUGGAUUCACUGGGGGAUGCACAUGCUUUUCCUGUGUUUUCAGAAGUUUGUGAACUUUAGGCCGCUCCUAAAUUUUGGUUUUUUAAUUUUUUUUUCAAGUGAAGUUUAAUAUCACAAGUUUUCACAGCACUGAUUUGUUCUUGGGGGUGGGGUUUGUUGGGUUGAAUUUUGAUUGGUUGUUUAUUUGGGGAUUUUUUUGUUGGUUUUUUUUUUUUAAUCAGAUGCUGUGCUGCUCCAUACUUUUUACACCAGUCUUCUGUUCCAUAAUUUCCAUUAUGGCACUUAUUUGUCCCACAGGGGUUUACUCUGAUAUCAGAUGUGCUGAAAUGUAUUAUCAGUAUGUAAUAAUAAAAUCAACCACAUGAAA